Messenger RNA from Acanthosepion pharaonis, 477 nucleotides. Lineage: Eukaryota; Metazoa; Mollusca; Cephalopoda; Sepiida; Sepiidae. The record is from the annotation of a GenBank genome assembly.
AUGGCGAAGGUUCGCAUAAGCAGUGAUAUUAUAAAACCAUUUUCCGGCCAGGGCGAUGUGGUGGCGUGGCUGAAAAAGGUUAGGCUGGUGGCGAGACUUCAGCAGGUGGAUGAUGUGGCUAGUCUGCUACCAUUAUACCUGGAGGGUGACGCACUAGCCCUCUACAUGGAAAUGGAGGUGGAAGAUCAAGGAGACAUCGAUCAAAUCAAAGCCAGACUGAAGCAGGCAUUCACAGACGAUGCGUUUUCAGCAUAUAGAAAACUGACCAUGGUCAGGUGGACCGACGAGCACGUAGACGUUUACGCAAAUAAAGUCAGACAGUUUGUUCGAUUGGCCGGAUUCAAGGGAGCUGAGAUGGAAAGGCUCACCAAACUAGCCUUCUUCAUGGGUUUUCCUGAUGCAAUCUCCUUUGAACUCCGACAGGCACUGAACGUUGAAGCACUGACUGUAGGGGAGUUGUUAACAAGAGAGUGCUGA